This is a messenger RNA of Lindgomyces ingoldianus, 1035 nucleotides long. RefSeq lists its product as uncharacterized. The transcript has 3 exons. Bases 155 to 655 code for a protein of 166 amino acids. Lineage: Eukaryota; Fungi; Ascomycota; Dothideomycetes; Pleosporales; Lindgomycetaceae. Gene Ontology annotation, molecular function: sterol binding. Gene Ontology annotation, biological process: intracellular sterol transport. The record is from RefSeq and is a predicted model, not a curated record.
GGUCGCCCCAGCCUCAUCGCGGGCUAUCAUCGCUGCGACUGCGGACUGGCAACCUCUCUCUUCUCGACCUUUCCUUCCACCACCCGCAUCCCCUCGCUCUCCCACACACGCACUCACACACACGCACACGCGCGAUAUCGCUAUCCCGCCCAGCAUGAGGCUUACUGCCCUCCUCCUGUCCGCCGUCUGCGUGGUAUCGGUCGCUGCUAAGCCGUCAUGGCUUCCUAGCCAGAUCACCAUCAACGAAGAGUACAAGGUCCCAGGCGACAACCCGCUGUACUUCUGCCAGGAUCCCGCCGAUGACAUCCUGAAGAUCGAGAAGGUCGACCUCGACCCGAACCCCCCAGAGGCUGGAAAGACGCUUACCAUCAAGGCUUCCGGUGACUUUAAAGAGGCUGUGGAGCAGGGCGCCAAGGUCCACCUCCAAGUCAAGUACGGGCUGAUCACCCUCAUCAACCAAGAAAGCGACCUCUGCGAUGUCAUCGAUAACGUCGACCUGGCCUGCCCGCUCGAUAAGGGAGAGAUGACGCUGACGAAGGAUGUCUCUCUGCCCAAGGAGAUCCCUCCGGGGAAAUACACGGUCCUGGCUGAUGUUUACACCAAGGACGAGGACAAGAUUACCUGCUUGACUGCGUCCAUUGCCUUCCAUCGGUAAACCCUCCACGGCGGUGCGAGAGCGGGCGAUGGUGGAUGCGUAUCUGAGAGUAAUAGAUCAUUUCAAGUUGGGAAACGGAAAUUUCAGUUAUCCGGGCCGGGUGUAAAUAUAUUGCAGAACCGGCCGUACAUGAAUAGGAACGAGCUUUAAUUGACGGACUUCCAGUUAUUGGCAGAGUGCGGGAGAGGUUGUGUACGGAUUAUGUUGCAUUUCAAACUCUCUCUUUGAGCGGAUUCGAGACCACAGCGACAGCGGUUCGAGCUCUGUGCUUGUAUUUGGUAUUCAUCAUUAUGGACGCGAACGUCAAUGGACGUUUCUCCUUUGAACCGCACUCUACUGCAGUGAUUUGGAUAUGUUUGCAGUGUAAUCUUUGCAGUGUG